CACCAAGUCGCCAAGAUGAGAGUCGACCCGUGCUUUUUCUGUGGUCGCCCAUCAUACCCUUCCAAGGGUAUCACCUUUGUCAGAAACGAUGGAAAAUCCUUUCGAUUCUGCCGAUCAAAAUGCCACCGCAACUUCAAGAUGAAGCGUAACCCCCGCUCCCUCCGGUGGACAAAGGCCUCCCGCGUCAAGGCCGGCAAGGAGAUGGUCUGCGACAGCACCCUCCUCUUCGGCGCCCGCCGCAACGUUCCCGAGCGCUACAACCGCGAGCUGGUGGAAAAGACCAUCGUCGCCAUGAAGCGCGUCAGCGAGAUCCGCGCCCGCAGAGAGCGCGUCUUUUACAAGAAGCGCAUGGCUGGCAAGCGCGCCCGCGAGCUCGCCCAGGCACGCAAGCUCGUCUCCGAGAACGAGCACCUGCUCCCCCGCCUCCGUGGCAGCGAGAUCAAGAGGCUCAAGGAGCUCAACGCCGAGGCCGGUAUGGAGGUGGAGGACGAGGAGCUGGUCGCCAAGAAGCACGAGGUCAAGGUCUUUGGUGGCGAGGCUCGCAGGGUCAAGAUCCAGAUCCCUGACGAAUCCUCCGACGACGGCGAAAACGACGACGGACAGGGCGAGAUCCAGGACGAGGAAAUGGAGGUGUAUUAAUGCCUUGGCGCAUCUGGUCUGGGGAUGGGGUUCUUUCUUUGAGCAGCAUGUUGUCUUUUCUUGCAGGAAUGAAUGGUCUGGGUGUUCAAAAAUCCACAUGCAUGUUUUCUGGUCGUUUGCGUAUCUGGGAAGAUUUUAGAGGCGCCUGGAAUAAAAGAGUCAAACGCAACAGCUUGGGUGCA
This is a messenger RNA of Fusarium vanettenii 77-13-4, 821 nucleotides long. Its product is annotated as ribosome biogenesis protein RLP24. Gene Ontology annotation, biological process: ribosomal large subunit biogenesis. The transcript is spliced from 3 exons. Gene Ontology annotation, cellular component: nucleolus. The record is from RefSeq and is a predicted model, not a curated record. NCBI's taxonomy places the organism in Eukaryota, Fungi, Ascomycota, Sordariomycetes, Hypocreales, Nectriaceae. The coding region runs from base 16 to 639 and encodes 207 amino acids.